This is a messenger RNA of Dicrocoelium dendriticum, 639 nucleotides long. Lineage: Eukaryota; Metazoa; Platyhelminthes; Trematoda; Plagiorchiida; Dicrocoeliidae. The record is from the annotation of a GenBank genome assembly.
AUGCUCACCGUCGCCACGCAGUACAAAACGGUGGCCAUCUCGAACGCUCUCAACUCCGACUUCCUCAACAUUUUACUUCGUGGUGUUGCGAUUGACCCGGAUCCGGCGAUUCGCAUUAUUGUACAAAAAAUACUGCACACUUUAAUUGAUCGCCACGGGAACACAGAACGGUUACUGCAUGUUCGAACUUACUUGGAUCUUCCACUUGAAGGCUACUUCGUGUGGGAAGAGCCUUCUCGACAGGAUAUAUUGUUCAUGAAAAAGACGGGUGUUCUAUUGACUGAGAACAUUUAUCAUCAACUGCUCGAUCCGACGAACAAGGUGGACUGCUUAGAGCACCUAUUCUGCACCGUCGGUUUGGUCGCUUUGGAAAUGGGCGCCGAACAAGUGGUUGGCGAACUGUUUCGACUCAUCUUAGCGGUGCAGAAGAAAAUCACUGACGAGCCACCCACUCUGCCACUUCCACACCGGUGCGCACUGCACGCAUUGCUUGCCGGAAUCAUCUCACUUUUAGUACGGUUGACGAAUCUUCCUGGCCUACUCUCACAUGUUGAAGAGGUCAGUUUUGCACACACGUCCUGUAUAUGCAAUUCACCUCGAUCACCAAGGAUGUGGCAGAUUGCUCUUUCUAUGCGUUGA